AUGAUGAUCAUUGCAGCAUCGGAAACUACCAAAACUGCAGUCACGUCCACCGUCACUGCCACUGCUCCUGCUGCAAUCACCACCACACCUACGAUGAAGGUAGUGAAACCCGCGACAAGAAAAUUUGUUGGGGUUCGACAGAGGCCAUCGGGACGAUGGGUGGCUGAAAUCAAAGAUUCUUCCCAGAAGGUGAGGUUGUGGCUUGGUACUUAUGAUAGCCCUGAAGAAGCAGCUCGAGCAUAUGAUGAAGCGGCUCGGGCUUUGAGAGGUGAAAACGCUAGAACCAACUUUGCACCGAUGGUAAAUUCGAACCCUUGUCAAAUCAACUCGAUAUCUGGUUCGUUAUCUGAAUCAGAAUCAAGACGUUCACUUAGCUUUUCUUCGUUGAAAGCAAGGCUAAGCAAAAACUUACAAAGCAUCAUGGCACGAACAACUGAAAAUAAGUCGUCACCGAAAAGCAGGGUGAGUGAUCAUUUCACUUUUGCAAGUAUAUUCAACUUCAAGGGAAACUAUCAGUACCAGAACAACGUUGUAGGUGACUUCGACAAAGUGGUGCAACCUAGCGUGAUUGUGCCACCACAAACAAUGGCAAAUCACGAUGUUGCCACAACGUAUAACUCAUCUUGGGAGAGCUCAAGCGUGUCUGACUGUAGCAAUGAAUUGGCGAGUUUCAACACUACACAUUACGGAUUGGACUCAGAUGGCUCAGAUAUUGGUGAAGGUAGUUAUUUUGGAGACCAGAUGAUCAGUGGGUGGAUCAGUAGUCCAGACAUCAGUGAUGGUGGCUCAAGGAGUAAAAGGUUUAAGGUUUCUUCAUCGGUCUUUGUUCCUCCAAAGUUCAGUGAUAAUGACUUUGCUUUUCCGUGGUAA
Cynara cardunculus var. scolymus (artichoke) is the source of this 870-nucleotide messenger RNA. RefSeq names its product ethylene-responsive transcription factor ESR1-like. The transcript has a single exon. Gene Ontology annotation, biological process: regulation of DNA-templated transcription. Lineage: Eukaryota; Viridiplantae; Streptophyta; Magnoliopsida; Asterales; Asteraceae. Bases 1 to 870 code for a protein of 289 amino acids. The record is from RefSeq and is a predicted model, not a curated record. Gene Ontology annotation, molecular function: DNA-binding transcription factor activity; DNA binding.